AGUCAUGACGAAAAUCUGCAACUGGCAAAUAAUGUAAAACACGCGGUUAAGAAAUAAGUUAUUGCUAAUAUAAUACUUUAAAAAAACUGGAUAGGGAUAAUAAAUCGGGCAAAAAUGCUACAUGUCGGGGCAAAAAGGACUUAAAUUUGGUCAGAAAUUAUAAAAUUGAGGAGAAAAGGUAACAUAAAUUGGGCAAAAAUUUCAAAAUGAUGCACACAUAACGCUCAGUCGCACAGCAAAAUUCAAUUUGUUUUAAAAAGAAGAAAAACACGAUGAAAGAAAAAGUAAAGUACAUGAUCAUAAUAAAAAUAGGAUAUUUUCAGAAAUAAAACAUAAAAGCUUAAAUAUUAGAACCUUCGACAAGCCAUCUGCAGGACCAAAACAAGUUUUAAUUCUUGGUUUCUUUGGUGUAAAACCCACGUGUUGUUAAUUAACAUUGAUAAAUUGUUUUUGUUUACGGCACUGAGAUUAAAUUUCAUACUUGGAUGCGCUUUCUUUGUGUAUGAUUACCACCUUUACAUGUUUUGUUCCGAGUGAAUGAACAUCUCAUGAAAUUGAUCAAAGCAAACCCUUUUAAAGCAUGCAUCAAAUGUGCUUACAUAAAUGGCGGCCACAUUUUAUGGAAUGAUUGUAGUAAAGUCGUUUUUUUAAAAGAAAUAGAAAUGUAAUUUGGGAAGCAUUUGAAGAGUUCCUACCUGGUUUUAAACAGAGAACUUGAUAAAAGAAAUGAUAAUGCGAGCAAAGAUUUUUUUGUUUUAUGUAUUCUAUGUAUUAGCUGAGAGCUUUGCAAAGUCAGUUGCCAAACAAGGCUCAUCCUGUAAAGAUGCUAUCGGAUUACAAACCGGUUUUCUGGAGACACGUGACAUUAAAACGAGCACGUCCCAGCCUAAUUUUACGGCGACCGAUCCGUGGUGUGCUACGGUAAUUGAUGAUAAACAGUAUUUCGCAGUUGACUUAGGUGAAGAUUUUAGCAUUUCAAAAAUUGCCACGCAAGGCAAAUUGGACGAUAAAGAUAGAUAUGUCACAAUGUAUGCGUUAGAAUAUAGCAGCGACGCCAAAAAAUGGACAGAUUACAAAGAUAUAUUUGGGAAAGCUGAUUUAGAAGGAAACAAAAACACAUACGAUGUCACAACACAUGAUCUGGCGCCUGCUAUAAUUGCACGUUAUGUGAAGCUGAAACCUAAAGCGUGGAACAAAGGAAUAUGUGCAUUUGUCGAUUUAUACGGUUGUUCAAUCGAAGACCUGAAGUCUGGAAAAGUCGGAAACACUUGACCUAAUGUCACAAACGAGGUUUGAAAUUGCUAGCAGACAACGUAAAGAACACGUGACAUUACGUCACUGGAAAAAAGAUAAUUACGUCACUGGUAUUUCAACAAGCGUAGAGAAAA
This is a messenger RNA of Hydractinia symbiolongicarpus, 1388 nucleotides long. RefSeq names its product discoidin domain-containing receptor 2-like. The coding region runs from base 727 to 1272 and encodes 181 amino acids. The transcript has 4 exons. NCBI's taxonomy places the organism in Eukaryota, Metazoa, Cnidaria, Hydrozoa, Anthoathecata, Hydractiniidae. The record is from RefSeq and is a predicted model, not a curated record.